Molecule: messenger RNA, 1554 nt
Organism: Eucalyptus grandis
Lineage: Eukaryota; Viridiplantae; Streptophyta; Magnoliopsida; Myrtales; Myrtaceae
Product: probable cinnamyl alcohol dehydrogenase 1
Exons: 5
Coding region: 146-1216 (356 amino acids)
Biological process (GO): lignin biosynthetic process
Molecular function (GO): zinc ion binding; cinnamyl-alcohol dehydrogenase activity
Source: RefSeq, a predicted model, not a curated record
CUGAGAUGUCAACCUUAGGCUUCCGACACCUUUGACUCUCUCUCCUCCAUCGUCCUCAUCUCUCUCCUGUAUAUGUACUUUGGCCCAUCAGUUCAUUUCCCACCAAUCAAUCAGCUUCUCCUCAAUCAUCGCUCAGACUGGGCAAAUGGGCAGUGUCGACGCGGAGAGGAAGACCACCGGCUGGGCUGCCAGAGACCCUUCUGGGACUCUCGCGCCUUACACUUACGAUCUCAGGAGCACGGGUCCUGAAGAUGCUUACAUCAGGGUGCUCUACUGUGGGAUUUGCCACAGUGACAUUCACCAGAUCAAGAAUGACCUUGGCAUGUCUCGCUACCCCAUGGUCCCUGGCCAUGAGGUUGUAGGGGAGGUGCUGGAGGUGGGAUCAGAGGUGACUGGUCUGAGAGUUGGGGACCGGGUCGGCGUCGGAGUCCUCGUGGGGUGUUGCCGAAACUGCACGCCGUGCAAAUCCGACAUCGAGCAAUACUGCAGCAAGAAGAUCUGGUCUUACAACGAUGUUUACACUGACGGGAAGCCAACCCAAGGUGGCUUUGCCGGAGAGAUGGUCGUUGCUCAAAAAUUCCUGGUUAAAAUACCGGAUGGGAUAUCAUCGGAGCAGGCGGCGCCGCUUCUAUGUGCGGGGGUCACGGUGUAUAGUCCGCUGAACCACUUCGGGCUGAAGCAGAGCGGCCUGAGAGGAGGAAUACUGGGGCUGGGCGGGGUCGGCCACAUGGGGGUGAAGAUUGCCAAGGCCAUGGGACACCACAUGACCGUGAUAAGCUCGUCUGACCGGAAGAGAGAGGAGGCAUUGGACCAUCUUGGCGCUGAUGCGUACUUGGUGAGCUCCGACGAGACUGGGAUGAAGGAGGCUGCUGAUUCACUCGAUUAUAUCAUUGACACAGUGCCUGUGUUUCACCCUCUUGAGCCUUACCUCUCUCUGUUGAAGCUUGAUGGCAAGCUGAUCUUGCUUGGUGUGAUCAACACUCCUCUCCAGUUCCUCACCCCUGUGGUCAUGGGUGGUAGGAAGGCGAUCACGGGGAGCUUCAUAGGGAGCAUAAAGGAGACCAAGGAGAUGCUCGAUUUCUGCGAGGAAAAGGGGAUAACCUCCCAAAUCGAAGUGAUCAAGAUGGACUACAUCAACGCCGCGUUCGAGAGGCUCGAGAAGAACGACGUUAGGUACAGGUUCGUCGUGGAUGUCGCUGGGAGCAAGCUUGACUGAGCAUGAUGAAAGGCGAAGCUAGAGCUUGAUGAAGCUGGUGGAAUGUGGAUCAUCCCCAGACCCACAAGCCACCAGACAGAAGCUGAAAGAAAUAUCUGGAAAAGACACCAACUCUUAUCUUAAGUCUCAAUCCGAUGUAUGACAAAAGUCCCGCUUAGGUUAGCUGUCUUUCGAUGAAAGAAGACAGCGGAAGUGGACUUCUCUUUCAUAUGAAUGAAGUGUUUUGGCAAGUUUUGCAAAUGUGGGAUCUCGAAGUCGUGGAUGGGGUCUUGAAAACGAUGAAUACCAAACUUAUGGCGUGUAAAAUUCAACUCUUUUCACCAGUUUUCUUCGGAUUU